AUGGCCAGUGGGAGUAAGGUAGAUGUGCAAACUUUGGAUUUGACGAAUAGGACUAUUGAAGACACCUUGCAGAGUGAGCUGGAAAGGAUACUGCAAGACCAGCGUAAUCAACAGUUUAUUAAUCGAGAUCGAGGUUUCGAUAUUUAUAGGAGUGGAAGUGCGCCUCCAACAGUCGAGGGGUCGUUGAGUGCUUUUGGUAGUUUGAGAAACUUUGAUUAUGGAGCUAAUAAUGGUGGGAGGAGUAAUAAUAAUAAUGGGAUUUUGACUGAAGAUGAGAUUCGAUCACAUCCGGCGUAUCUUUCGUAUUAUUACUCACAUGAGAGUAUCAAUCCUAGAUUGCCGCCGCCGUUGUUGUCAAAAGAAGAUUGGCGUGUUGCACAGAGGUUUCAAGUUGGCGGGUCUUCUUCAACUGAGGGAUUUGGGGAUUGGAGGAAGAAUGCAACCCCGAAUGGUGAUAGCUCGUCGCUUUUUUCAAUGCAACCAGAAUUUUCAGUAAAACAGACUGAAAAUGAUUUGAUGGAGUUGAGGAAAGCCAGUGGACGGAAUCUCUCUAGGCAGAGUUCAACUCAGAUGCUUGAUAGACAUAUGGAUGGUAUGACAAGAAUGCCAGGAACUGGUAUUGGUGUGAGGAGGACAUGUUAUUCAGACAUUCUUCAGCAGGAUGGAUUUGAUCAACCUGCUUUGUCUAGCAAUAUGUCACGUCCAGCAAGUCACAAUGCAUUUGGUGAUAUCAGGGAUUCAACUGGCAUUGUUGACCGUGAGUCCUUUGAGGGGUUGCGUUCAUCAGCCUCUACCCCAGGUUUGAUCGGCCUUCAGAACCACAGUGUAAAUUCUCUCAGUUUUUCAUCUGCUGUGGGUUCUUCUCUGUCAAGGUCGACGACCCCUGAAUCACACGUUAUUGGGAGACCUGUUAGAUCUGGACUUCCUCAUGUGGGUAGCGAUGUUUUCUCUGCCGAGAAAAAUGGUAUUGGCUUGGGGAACCACAAUGGUCACUCUAACAAUAUAAACGAUCUUGCUGAUAUGGUGUCCUCUUUAUCAGCGUUAAACUUAUCAGGUGCUAGACGUGCAGAACAAGAUAAUCUUUUGAAAUCUAAGAUGCAGAUGGAAGUUGAUAAUCACGCUAAUGUUAUGUUGAACACACCCAACAAUGCUAAUUUGCCCAAACAUAAUGAGCUUGCAACAGAGCUGAAUACAUUUAGUUUGAAUGAGCGAGUCAAUCUACUGAAAAAAACUGCUUCUUUUGCUAGUCUCCGUUCAAAUGUGCAUUCUACUGGAAACAUAACAAGUAUGCCAAAUAUAGACUUCGCUGGCCAAGUUCCUGGUGCAUAUCAUGGAAACACAAAAUUGCAUAAUGUGUACAAUAAUCAUCUUGAUACAGCUUUGAGGGGUCGGAGAGAUGGACAAAAUUUAGAUACACUGGGAAAUCAAGUGGGUUCUGAAUUCAAUUCUGCAACUGUGGACCCACGCAUCAUCCAAUGCCUGCAGCAAAGUUCUGAUUACUCCAUGCAUGGAAUGAGUAGUUCUGGUGAUCCUUUACAAAUGAGAAAUUUCUCUGAUGCUUCACAUGGAGACUUAGACGGACUUCGGAAAGCAUAUCUUGAAACACUUAUUACUCAACAAAAGCAACUGUAUGAACUCCCACUUCUGAGCAAAUCUGGUCUUCUUAAUCAUGGGUUAUUUGGGACUCAACCAUAUGGUCUUGGAAUGCCACAUUCAGGAAAGCAGAUGACCAAUUCCUCACUUCCUUCUCUUGGAUCUGGAAAUCCACUAUUUGAGAAUGAACGUAUCUCACACAUAAAUUCUAUGAUGAGAAGUUCUAUGGGAGGUUCUGGCAGCUCAUGGCAUGCUGAUAUUGGAAAUAACAUGGAGGCUAGGUUUGCUUCAUCCUUGCUGGAUGAAUUCAAGAACAACAAAGCCAAACCUUUUGAACUUUCAGAUAUCACUGAUCAUGCUGUACAGUUCAGUACUGAUCAGUAUGGUAGCCGCUUUAUUCAGCAGAAAUUAGAAACAGCAUCAGUAGAAGAGAAGAACAAGAUAUUUCCUGAGAUAAUUCCUCAUGCUCGUGCCUUGAUGACUGAUGUCUUUGGCAAUUAUGUCAUACAGAAAUUUUUUGAGCACGGUACUGAUAGUCAAAGAAAGGAGUUGGCCAACCAACUCACAGGUCAUGUUUUACCUCUUAGUCUGCAAAUGUAUGGUUGCAGAGUGAUUCAGAAGGCCUUGGAGGUGGUUGAUGUUGAUCAGCAGAGCCAAAUGGUGUCAGAGCUCAGUGGUGCAAUAAUGAAAUGUGUACGUGACCAAAACGGAAACCAUGUUAUUCAAAAGUGCAUAGAGUGUGUCCCUCAAGAUAGAAUUCAGUUUAUUAUCUCAUCUUUUUAUGGGCAAGUUGUUGCACUUUCUACUCAUCCUUAUGGGUGCAGAGUUAUUCAGAGGGUUCUAGAACAUUGUGAUGAUCUAAAUACUCAAGAAAUUAUCAUGGAUGAAAUCAUGCAAUCUGUCUGCACCUUAGCACAGGAUCAAUAUGGAAACUAUGUUAUUCAGCACAUCCUCGAACAUGGUAAACCACAUGAACGGACUAUUGUUAUCAGCAAGCUUGCGGGACAAAUUGUUAAGAUGAGCCAACAAAAAUUUGCUUCCAAUGUCAUCGAAAAGUGCUUGGCUUUUGGCUCUCCUGAAGAACGUCAAAUUUUGGUGAAUGAAAUGCUCGGUACCUCUGAUGAGAAUGAGCCCUUACAGGCUAUGAUGAAAGACCCGUUUGGAAAUUAUGUUGUGCAAAAGGUUCUCGAGACUUGUGAUGAUCAAAGUCUUGAGCUGAUUCUUUCUCGCAUCAAGGUUCACUUGAAUGCCCUAAAGAGAUAUACUUACGGCAAACACAUUGUUUCUCGCGUGGAGAAAUUGAUAACCACCGGAGAAAGGCGCAUAGGAUUGUUGGCCUAA
Molecule: messenger RNA, 2934 nt
Organism: Lathyrus sativus (Indian pea)
Lineage: Eukaryota; Viridiplantae; Streptophyta; Magnoliopsida; Fabales; Fabaceae
Source: the annotation of a GenBank genome assembly